CGGCAUACCUGCGGGCCCUGACUACCGGUUUGAAUACCUACCCAGUGCCACUACUCUGUUUCGGUUCUCCGCCCUAACUUUCAAUGGGCAUUUCAUCCAUCUGGACCGUGAGUACGCCGCGACGGAGGGAUACCCUGGUGAGCUCGGAGCACAGCAUCCGUGCCCUGGACAGUACUGACCUGGUCGAAGAGCGACUCGUACACGGGCCACUUACUGCGCUCAUGCUCCUUGAAGCAUUCUCGAUGCACUAUCCCUCUACUCCAGUCAAAUCCUUCGAGUACCGCGCCGUGAACCCGCUCGUAGUGAAUCGAAGAGUCGCAAUAUGUGGCAAAGAGCACAAGGGCAGUGGUGUGGUGCAGGUUUGGGCGGAGGAUGCUGAGACAAAGGCAGUAGGCAUGCUUGGCCGGAUCCAGUUGUAGUGUGUGAGC
Messenger RNA from Fomitopsis serialis, 428 nucleotides. RefSeq lists its product as uncharacterized. Gene Ontology annotation, cellular component: mitochondrion. Bases 84 to 419 code for a protein of 111 amino acids. NCBI's taxonomy places the organism in Eukaryota, Fungi, Basidiomycota, Agaricomycetes, Polyporales, Fomitopsidaceae. The record is from RefSeq and is a predicted model, not a curated record. Gene Ontology annotation, molecular function: (3R)-hydroxyacyl-[acyl-carrier-protein] dehydratase activity. The transcript has a single exon.